Telopea speciosissima is the source of this 843-nucleotide messenger RNA. RefSeq names its product BI1-like protein. Gene Ontology annotation, cellular component: membrane. The record is from RefSeq and is a predicted model, not a curated record. The transcript has 4 exons. NCBI's taxonomy places the organism in Eukaryota, Viridiplantae, Streptophyta, Magnoliopsida, Proteales, Proteaceae. Bases 1 to 843 code for a protein of 280 amino acids.
AUGGUCUUUGGAUCGAUAACAAAGCCUCUGAUUGAUGCUCUGCUGUUUCCACAAAAGCAGUCAAUUAUGAAUGUAGCUGAACUCCCGAGCUUUGAAGAAUUACAUAUCUCGCUUCUAGAAGAUGGAGGGCCAAGUGAUGAAGGUGUCCAACAAACACUCCCCAGGAGAGGUAGUCUAAGCUUACUAAUAAGCCAACCCACAUCAACUGUUCACUACUUCUGGAGGAAGUUUGAUGACAGAUACAUGAGGCCAAUGUUUGGAGGCCGAGGUUUUGUACCAUUUGUUCCUAGUUCACCAACUGGUUCACAUUUUUCUAUAGGUAUCUAUUUGUUAGCUCACAGAGACUCUGAAUUUGAUUGUGCAGUAGUUUCGUGCUCCUUGUACAUUUAUCAUCGAAAACGUUCUUUGAAAUUCUUAUUCCUUGGGCUGUUCACUGCAACUAUAAUUAUCAAUGGGGGAGUAAUAUGUGCAUUUAUAGCAGGAAAAGUAUUACUUGAAGCAUUAAUUUUACUCUCAGCUGUGGUUCCUGCCUUGACUGGGUACUUUUUCUGGGUUUCAAAGAAGGGCAAAGCAGUAGCAGAUUUAAGCAAUCUUGAACUAUUCUUAUUUUCGAGCUUCAUUAUCCUUUUCCUCACUGGCUUUAUCCAGAUGUUCUUCCCACUUGGGUCAACAACAGCAGUUGCAAUUUGUGGUGGCAUCUAUGCCAUGAUUUUCUCAUGGUAUCUUCUUUAUGAUAUGGAGAAACUGAUGAAGCGCUUCACUUACGACGAGUACAUAUGGGCUUCUACACAAUUCUAUCUAGAUUUCCUUGAUAUUUUUCCUUUGACUGGUUUAUUGUCAUAG